This is a messenger RNA of Xenopus laevis (African clawed frog), 8293 nucleotides long. RefSeq names its product ARFGEF family member 3 S homeolog (gene arfgef3.S). NCBI's taxonomy places the organism in Eukaryota, Metazoa, Chordata, Amphibia, Anura, Pipidae. Gene Ontology annotation, cellular component: cytoplasm; membrane. Gene Ontology annotation, molecular function: guanyl-nucleotide exchange factor activity. The transcript is spliced from 35 exons. Gene Ontology annotation, biological process: regulation of ARF protein signal transduction. The record is from RefSeq and is a predicted model, not a curated record. Bases 1071 to 7547 code for a protein of 2158 amino acids.
UCCUCCCUGUCAUCUUGUGACUCAGCUCCAAUUCUCCAGCAAGCACAGCCCGCCCUGCCUGCUCUGCUUGUCACUGGAAAAGGAAGGGGGGUAAGCCCGCUCCUGCUUUUAACCCCUCGGCUGCUGUGCCGCCACUGAAGCACCAAUGAUAAUCUUCCUUAAGUGGCAACACAGGCAGCCAGCCCAUUGGAGGGGGGGGGGGCAGCUCACACCAACCCCAUGGGAUCGCAGGGGGUAUUAACUCCCUGCUCCCUACUACUUUGGUGGAGGAAAAAAUAUUUGCAAAUUUAAAUUUCUGUCAACUAUUUUCAAGCACAACAGGCUCGCACGUAAACACCCAGCUUAUUUGCUAGCCAUUUGACCACAAUGUGUUUUCACAAAAAAUGAAAAGACAGGGACAGCAGUGCAAUAUUUUAGAGUUCAGGAAAAAACAUGAGCAAUACAGCCAUUUACAAAUAAAUACAUGAACUUUAUACAUGAACCGCCACAUGUUUAACAUAUGAAAUACACUGGCUUUGGGGAUGACGUUGUAAGGGAAAGAUGUGACAGGCCAGAUGAAUCAAGGAAGGAAUAAGGAAGUAGGGAGCAGGUAAAAUGCUGCAGAAUGGAGGAAUCAGGGAGCAAGACAGCAGAAAGGAGGAAAUAGACUGGAAGAGUCGUUUGCAUCCAUGUAGGGAGCAGCUAGAAUGUUUCCGCACUGAGGUACCGGGGAGCAGGUUGGUGAGCAGGAAGAAGGGAGGUGGGGGAGGGAGUAGGGAGUGGAACGGAGGGAGGUGGGCGGAGGGAGUAGGAAGCAUCACAAAGUAUACUGCAGCACCAAAAUAAUCGUUUACACAUCGGGUGAUUACACAGAGCUUAAUUGGGAGAGAUAAAGAUUUUUUCGUAACAUUGAGAUUUUAGACUUUAGAGGAGCGAGCAGGACGUGUCGUCAUUUUGCACAAAAAUGUCCUAUCAUGAACACCGUAUGUGCUGGGAUUUCGCCAGAUGAGGUGCUGAGCUGACGUUCAACCCUUGGCUUUUCUGUGUUUGCUCAUCAACGUCACUAAUUGUAUGAUCUCCCCGGCACCAAUAUGGAAGAAAUACUGAGAAAGCUGCAGAAAGAGGCCACUGGGAAUAAACAUAAAGCCAUCAAGGAGAACUGUACCGGAGCGAUUGAAAUCCUGGAAAACCCUGAAAGUUUGAGUAAGAUCCUUCCAUAUCAGCUAAGGGAGAAAUGCCUUCUACCUUUCCAACUUGCUCUGGAGUCAAAAAACGUAAAGCUGGCCCAACAUGCCUUGACUGGGAUGCAGAAGAUGCUAGCUGAUGACAGAUUUGUGUCUGUGGAAACAGAUCGAGAUGAGCACCAGCUACUUAACCAGAUGCUGAAUUCAGUUAAAGUAACACCAUCUCUCCAUGAGGAUCUGCAAGUUGAAGUUAUGAAGGUGUUGCUCUGCAUUACUUAUACAUCAACGUUUGAACUAAAUGGAAGCGCAGUGCUGAAAAUUGCAGAGAUAUGCACUGAAACCUAUGUUUCCAGUUGUCACCAGCGAAGUAUAAAUACAGCUAUAAGAGCAACUCUCAGUCAGAUGCUAAGUGACUUAACACUACAAUUAUGCCAGAAGCAAGAAUGUCAGAAUGUAGAAAACCACGAAGCUCCGUUGGAAUUCAAGAGUCAAGAGGCAGUCCCUUCUGUGGAAUCCCUUUGUGAUGACAUUGUAUCUGUGCUCGCUGUGCUAUGUGACAAACUUCAGGCUGUCAUAAAUGAGAACCAUCCAUUGCAGCUUCUGUACCUGGAGUGCAUACUUUCAAUGCUGAACAGCUCCUCCCCAGAAAUGCAUCAUCAUAAAGGUUUUACUGACCUUAUUUGGAAGCAGCUUUGUCCGGCCCUUGUGGUGAUCCUUGGGAACCCUGUUCAUGACAAAACUGUCACUUCUGCACACAAUAAUUCCUGCGUUGACUCAGACUUUGCUGUUGUGGCUGAUCAAGGUCGAGGAUCAGCCUGUUCAUCUACAGCUCCAGCACUUAGUGGCCCUGUAGCCCGAGCAAUUUAUUACAUUGCAGCUGAACUAGUUCGACUUAUUGGUUCUGUUGACUCUAUGAGACCUGUAUUGCAGUCCUUAUAUCACCGAAUCCUGCUCUACGCCCCACCUCAAAAUCGCGUGGAGUCUAUUAAAAUUAUGAAGGAGAUACUAAGCAGUCCUCGGAGACUUUUUGAUUUGGCUGCACCAUGCAAUUUUGAACAUGAAACAAAGAAAAGGUCUAUUUCAAAGAGGAAGUCACAUCUGGACCUUCUAAAGCUGAUCAUGGAUGGAAUGACAGAAGCAUGUGUUAAAGGAGGCAUUGAAGCAUGCUAUGCAUCAGUCUCUUGUGUUUGCGCCUUGCUUGGAUCUUUAGAUGAUCUAAGUCAGGGUAAAGGUCUUAAAGAAGAGCAUGUUCAACAUCUGCUUCAUCGUAUAGAAGACCUGAGAGAUGGAGGAGAGUCAACCAGAGAAUCCAUGGAAAUUAACGAGGCUGAUUUUAGGUGGCAAAGGCAUGUCCUUUCCACGGAACACACACCAUGGGAGUUAGGAACAGAAAAGAGUCCUGAUAUUAGCAUAAGUGUAACCACAGACACAGGCCAGACAACAUUAGAAGGAGACCUGGGACAGACUACUCCAGAGGAUAACAUUGAAGGCAAAAGGCCAAAGAAUUCAGAUUUAGAAAUUGUUGAUCAGCCUGAUGUUGUUCAAAGAAGCCACGUAACAGUAUAUCCAGACAUAACAAAUUUUUUGUCUGUUGAAAGUAGGACAAGAUCUUAUGGAUCCAGGUACAGUGAGAGUAAUUUUAGUGUUGAUGAGCAAGAUCUUUCUAGGACGGAAUUUGACUCAUGUGAUCAGUAUUCUAUGGCUGCCGAAAAAGAUUCUGGAAGAUCGGAUGUAUCUGAUAUUGGUUCUGACAACUGCUCUCUAGCCGAUGAAGAUCAAACUCCCAGAGACUGUCUUGGUCACAGGUCAUUAAGGACUGCUGCAUUGUCAUUGAACUUGUUGAAAGUUCAGGAGGCAGACCAGCACAGCGCAAGGUUUUUUGUACAGUCACUUCUGAAUAUCAUACCACGCCUUCUGACGCUUCAAAGGAUGGAGGAAGUUGACACCGCGUUACAGAAUUUUGCAUCAACAUUUUAUUCAAAUUUGCAAGCAGGGGCACUACGUUCACCAGGCUUUGAAAACCAAAGCAGCAUGGGCUUCCAAACACUGCUAAAUGCCGACGGUCUGUAUACUGUAUCUUAUUAUGUACUGCUGCUCAACCUCAAACUGUCCAACAGUGAUUACUACAGGAAGAAAUCUGCUUUGCCUUGCGUUACUAUGAAGGAAUUCAUGAAGCAGCUGCAGUCUACUGGCAUGUUGGUGUUCCCCCAGGCCUGGGUGGAGGAGGUCUAUCACCAGGUUCUGGACAGAAACUUACUUGGAGAAUCGGGAUACUGGGGCAGUCUUGAAGGACUCUGUAUUCCCCUUAUCACCAUGCUUCUAAAUAUUGAUGGCUUGGGAAGUAGCACAAUCGGUGGGCAACUACUGGCAUCUGCAUCUACACAGUCACCCCUUCCUUCUGAGAAGAACUUGGAUCCUGCAGUAAUAGCAGGUCUGGCUUUUGCAAGGUUUAUUCUCAUUGGAUGCUGGAAAAACUUAAUAGAUACCUUGUCUGCCCCUCUUACUGGAAAGAUGGCAGGAAGCUCUAAAGGAUUGACAUUUAUUUUGGGUGCAGAAGGAGUAAAAGAGCAGAAUCAGAGGGAAAGAGACACUAUUUGCAUGAGUCUGGAUGGUCUCAGAAAGGCUGCCCGUCUAAGCUGUGCUUUAGGUGUGGCUGCAAACUGUGCAUCUGCCCUGGCUCAGAUGGCUGCAGCCUCUUGUGUUCAAGAGGAGAAAGAUGAGAAGGACAACCUUGAGCACACUGAUGCAAUAACUCAAGUAAAACAGAAAGUGGAACAAAAAUUGGAACAGAUGGGAAAGCAAGGAAGUUACCGACUGCACCCUGCUCAUGUUCUCUGCAUGGACGCAAUUCUUAAUGUUGGUCUUGAAAUGGGAAGCCACAACCAAGACUGUUGGCCUCAUGUGUUCAGGGUUUGUGAGUAUAUUAGCACCUUGGAGCAUACACAUUUCCGUGAUGGUAUGUCCCAGCCUUCAUUAACUAUAACCCAGUCGCAGAAACUCCCUUCUGGUUGCCAGGAGCAUGCGGCAGAAUGUUCUCAAGAUCAGUCAUCUGAGCAAGAGGGUUCACUGAGCAAGAGUCCCAUCAUACAACCAGUUCCCAUACAAGAGCUCAUCAAGGAAGGAGCCAAGGGCAGAGCCUUCGACUUCCGUGGGACCAGCCUGAUAAGUGGAAACAAUGCUGCGAAAGCUGUUUGUACACUAUCCACCGAGGCAGACAAGUUAUUCGAAGGUGCAGCUGACCGGCUUAACUUGGUGGCUCUAAGUGGGUUUCUUUACCAACUGAAGAAGGCAUCACAAGCUCAGCUGUUUCAUUCAGUCACUAACGCAGUUGAUUAUUCUCUAGCAAUGCCAGGGGAGGUGAAAUCCACUCAGGACAGGAGAAGUGCGCUCCAUCUCUUCCGCCUCGGCGAUGUUAUGCUGCGCAUUAUCCAAAGCAAAUUUCGUCCACUACUUCAUAUCAUACGCUGCUGGAGUUUAGUGUCACCGCAUUUUGUAGAGGCAGCAUGCCAUAAAGAAAGGCAUGUUUCACAGAAGGCAGUGUCAUUUUUACAUGAUAUAAUGACUGAGGUUCUAAGCAACUGGAAUGAACCCCCGCAUUUCCAUUUUAAUGAAGCCCUGUUUCGACCUUUAGAGCGUAUAAUGCAGUUGGAGCUCUGUGAUGAGGAUGUGCAGGAUCAGGUAAUAACAUCAAUAGGAGAGCUGGUGGAGAUGUGCUCUGGGCAGAUCCAUUCAGGAUGGAGACCACUGUUCAGUUCUCUGGAAACCGUGCAUUGUAAUAAGUCUGAUAUUAAGGAGUACCUUGUUGGAGAUUACACCAUGGGGAAACAACAGGCUCCAGUGUUUGAUGUCUUUGAAGCUUUUCUAAACACAGACAACAUUCAAGUCUUUGCCAAUGCAGCAACUGAUUAUAUUAUGUGCCUUAUGAAGUUUGUCAAAGGAUUAGGUGAAGUGGAAUGUAAAGAAAUUGGGGACUGUGUAUCUGGUCCUGUCACAACAUACACUGAUCUGUGUCUGCCAGCUUUGGAUUACCUCCGAAGGUGUUCCCAGUUGCUGGCUAAAAUAUACAAGAUGCCAGUGAAGCCAAUAUUCUUGAGUGGGCGGCAAGCUAAUCUUCAUCGCCGGACUCAGGAACGUUCAGCAAGCAGUGAUGAUGGUAUUGAAGCAGUUCUAUCAGAGUUUGAUGAUGACACAGGUCUUAUUGAAGUUUGGAUCAUCCUUUUAGAGCAGUUGACUGCUUCUAUAUCAAACUGUCCUCGCCAGCACCAGCCACCUACGCUUGAUUUACUUUUUGAGUUGCUAAGAGAAGUUGCUAAAGUGCCGGGUCCAGGAUUUGCCAUAUAUGCUGUGGUGAAUCUUCUUUUGCCAGUGAUGUCAGUUUGGUUGAGUCGAAGCAAUGGUGAUCACUCCUACUGGGAUGUUGCAUCUGCAAACUUUAAACAUGCUAUUGGCUUGUCUUGUGAAUUAGUGGUUGAACAUAUUCAGAGCUUCAUUCAUUCAGACAUUGGGUAUGAGAGCAUGAUAAACACUAUGCUAAAAGAGCUCUUCAAGUUACUUGUAAAGUGUGUGGCAGAACCCACUGAGACAAUCUCCAGAGUUGGUUGUUCCUGCAUCAGAUAUGUUUUGGUAACAGCAGGACCAGUUUUUACAGAGGAGAUGUGGAGGCUGGCUUGCUGUGCUCUGCAAGAUGCAUUUUCUGCCACACUGGAACCAAUGAAGAAGCUAUUGGGCUAUUUCCACAGUGGCUCAGAGAGCUUUUCUGGAGAUGCAUGUGAGGUAAAAGUGGCAGCACCUUCUCUCUCACCCAAUGCAGAGGCAGAAUACUGGCGAAUUCGGGCCAUGACUCAGCAGGUGUUCAUGCUUGAUGCACAGUGCUCACCAAAGACACCAAAUAACAAGGAAGGCUUUGAUCAUGCCCAGUCAUGUGUUCUUAUUAUUGAGUUGCCUCCUGAUGAGAAACCUAACGGUCACACCCAAAAAAGGAAGCUGGGUAUUCCAUUCCGGACAAUUGUUGUCAGUUUACUUUCACACCAAGUUCUUCUUCAAAACUUGUACGACAUUUUACUGGAUGAAUUUGUAAAAUGCCCGACUAAUAUCGAAGACAAAACCAGUUCAGUGACAGAAGGCAAAAGUGUGGGCUUCCUCAGAUAUAUCUCAAUGCAAAACCUGGCAGUUAUUUUUGACCUACUACUGGACUCUUAUAGAACAGCAAGGGAGUUUGAUGCAAGACCUGGUUUAAAGUGUCUCCUUAUGAAGGUUUCUGGUAUUGGAGGAGCAGCUAACUUAUAUCGCCAGUCAGCAAUGAGUUUUAAUAUUUAUUUUCAGUCACUGAUCUCUGCCUUGCUGACCAACCAGGACUCCAUUAAUGCAGAGCUCGUGAAAAAGAUUCUUUUUGAAGAAGAUGAACAUAGCACAGACUCUUCACAACAGUGCUCCUCUGAAGAUGAAGAUAUAUUUGAGGAAACAGCUCAAGUUAGCCCCCCUAGAGGAAAAGAGAAGAGACAGUGGAGGGCAAGAAUCCCAUCCCUGAGUGUCCAGCCAGUCAGCAAUGCUGAUUGGGCGUGGUUAGUGAGAAGACUUCACAAGCUGUGCAUGGAAAUUUGUAAUAACUACAUUCAAAUGCAUCUGGACUUGGAAAAUGAUGAUGUGCCAGGUAUUAAAGGAGAUCCUUUUUUCAUACUGCCUUCAUUUCAGUCAGAAACUUCAACACCAUCAACAGGUCUGUCAGGAAGAAACACACCUUCAGAGGAUGAACGCAACAACAUUAAGGACCACACAGAAAAUAUUUUACCCAAAGCAUUUGGAUCAGCAGCAGUUUCACACAGUCCCAAUGUGGAAAAAAGAGACCAAAGUAAGAAGAAAGAAUGGUGGGAGAGUGCUGGAAACAAAAUUUAUACUAUUGCCACUGACAAAACAAUAGCCAAACUGAUGACAGAGUAUAAGAAGAGAAAACAGCAACACAACCUGACUACAUUUGUUAAAGAUACAAAAAUAGAUAAGAAGGGUGAAAUGUUAUCUCCAAGAAAACAGGAUCCAAUCAUGCCUCAAAGACCACAGAAUCUUGUCGAUCAAACCCAGAUAAGACAUUCUUUUAGUGCUGGCCCAGAAAUUCUGCGCCACGAGAAGCGUUCUCGUUCAGGUUCUACAGUCAGUACAUUUAACAUUUCAACAAGAGACGCCGAGGCACAAAUACAGGCUUGGACCAAUAUGAUACUGACCAUUCUCAAUCAAAUUCAGAUUCUCCCAGACCAGAUGUUCGCCGCUCUUCAGCCUGCAGUAUUUCCCUGCAUCAGUCAGCUAACAUGCCAUGUGAAUGAUAUUUGUGUGCGUCAGGCAGUCAGGGAAUGGCUAUGGAGAAUUGGCAGGAUUUAUGAUAUUAUUUUAUAAAUAUAUAUAUAUAUAUAUUAUAUCCUCCUUUUGGGUAAAGAGAAAGUAAUUUACAUAUUUUCUACAUAUUCUCUAUCUAUCAAUACAUCUAUCUCAUACAUCUAUUUCCAAAUAACUCAAAUUUAAGGGUUUUAUUACAUUUUGUAUAUAGACAUUUAUGUAUAUCCAUAUAUAUAUCCAUAUAAUAAAAAAAUUGGGGCACUCAUGGGACUCAAGUGAAAUUAUCUAUUGGUGGUUAUCAACGUUUCGGUCCCAGCAAGAGGGCCUACACUCAAGACAUCCCACACAAACCCACCAACAUAAAAUAAAUUGUUAUAUGUGGAAUUGAUGCUAAAGACAAGCCCCGAAUGACAUCACAGGUGCAUAGGGUAUAGGUAAUAGGUUAUUAUACAAUUAAAAGUGUUGUAAAUACCUCCACGUGUGUAGUAAACACCACAGUUUUUAAGAAACACUUAACAAAGCAAUCAUAUUGCAUAUUGUGUCACUAUGUAUAAGUACAGUUAAGAUUAUGGCCCAGAAGAACAGAGUUAGAAUGUAAUAGCAGUGAGAUCUAUGGAAAUAACUAAAAAAUAAGAGAAGAUACAAAAUAGAGAAGUAAGCCACCCAGCUCACCUUUGGAGGUUUCUUUCAGCAAAAAAUGUUGCCCAAUGUAAAGUCUCGAUAUUAUGGGGCAGAUUCACUAAUUUCUAGUGAAGGAUUCGAAUGAAAAAAAUUCGAAUUUCGAAGUAUUUUUUGGGUACUUCGAC